AUGGCAUGGGAUCACCUUGAUUUCGAUCGGCCGCAUCUGGCUUACAUGAUCCUCGGCGGCUUCACAGGCCUAUUCAUGCUGUGCUCGCUUUUCGUGAAAGAGAAGCUCUACAUUGGUGAAGCUACCGUCGCAACCCUUUGCGGUAUCAUUUUCGGACCGCAUGCUGCAAAUUUAUUUAACCCCCAUGACUGGGGCAACGUCGACAAGAUUACCCUGGAAUGCUCGCGUAUCGUCCUAGUCGUACAAUGUUUCGCCGUCGGCGUCGAGUUGCCCAAGGCUUACAUGGAGCGCCACUGGAAAUCCGUCAGUCUGCUGCUAGUUCCCGUCAUGACCUGGGGCUGGUUGAUUACCAGUCUGUUUAUUUGGUGGAUGGUGCCUCCGCUCAACUGGUUGGAUAGUCUAGUGUGUGCGGCCUGCGUUACGGCCACCGAUCCUGUCUUGGCAUCGUCCGUCGUUGGUAAGGGUAAGUUUGCCAAGCGUGUGCCCAAGCAUUUGCGUGACCUCUUGUCGGCUGAAUCCGGUUGUAACGAUGGCAUGGCGUUCCCAUUCAUCUACCUCGGAUUCUAUAUCCUGCGUUACAGACCCGAUGUUAAUAAGGUCUCGCUGAAUUGGUUCUGUGUAACCAUUCUCUACGAGUGUAUCUUUGGUGCUAUCUUCGGCUUCGUCAUUGGAUACGCCGCUCGCCAUGCUAUCAAAUGGGCCGAGCGGAAGAGUCUGAUUGACCGAGAGAGUUUCCUCGUGUUCUACUUCGUCUUGGCCGUUUUCUGUGCCGGCGCAGGUAGUUCCCUGGGCAUGGAUGACUUGCUCAUUGGAUUCUCGUGUGGAGUUGGCUUUAGUAAUGACGGUUGGUUCACGGAGAAGACUGAAGAGUCGCACGUUUCCAACGUCAUCGACUUGCUGCUCAACUUGGCAUACUUUGUCUAUUUCGGAUCUAUCAUCCCCUGGGAAGAUUACAAUGCCCCCGACCUCGGCCUGACUCCCUGGAGAUUGGUCGUUAUUGCGCUAUUGGUCAUCUUCUUCCGUCGCAUUCCCAUUAUGCUUUUACUCAAACCGAUUAUACCGGAUAUUAAAACGUGGCGUGAAGCGCUUUUCGCUGGUCACUUUGGUCCCAUUGGUGUCGGUGCUAUCUUUGCUGCCAUCCUCGCGAGAGCGGAAUUGGAACAUGAUAGCACACAGCCACUACCUGAAAGUGAGCUCAAGCCAUCUUCGCUAGAAUAUCCAGCAGAUUAUACAGUGGCACGGCUUAUUUGGCCCAUUACCACGUUUAUGGUUAUCUCGUCCAUCCUGGUCCACGGCUCAUCCAUUGCCGUGUUCACCCUGGGCAAGCGUAUCAACACUCUGACAAUUACCCUGUCCUACACACAAGCCAACGAGGACGGCCCAUCAUGGAUGAACCGUCUUCCCCGUGUGCAAUCCUUGGCCAAGGGAUCCAUGUCCUUCCGCAAGGCAGACGAGUUUGAUGAGGGUUCUUCCGACGAGAGGCUGCCCGAGUAUCCCCCAGGUACUCUACCACCGAUCGGCAUGCCUGGCAACUUCUUGCGUCGUGUUCGUGAGGACGACACUGAAACUCAGAGUACCCACUCGGCAACCCGGAAGCCUCUUCGUCGGAAGCGACGUAAGCACACUGACGCUGGCGGUCCAAUCAGCCAGUCAGCCAUUAUGCCCCAGCGACGAACGGAGAGCGAACUCGAGGAAGAACCAAAGGAGGAACUGGAAGAACGGGACCGUGUGGAUCGUGGAGCUUCACCUCCUACUGCUGAGCGGGAUCGCUUCGGCCGUGAACCGGAACUGGAAGUCUUCCAGGAGGGUCAUCAUAUGAUCAUCGAAGAUGAAGAGGGCAAUGUGCUCAAGACUGAGGAUACUAGCCACCUGACCCCUGAAGAACAGGCCCGUCACAUCGAAGAACAGCGCAAGCGACUCCAGGAGGACAGGUCUGGCGAGCUGGCUCACUCUCGAAGCCAACCUCAUGAAAAGACCGAGGGUGAAGAGAUCCAACAAGCCGUCGGUGAACAGGCCGAGCAUGCCGUUGAGAAGGCUCGAUCUCGUUGGACCACCUGGACUGGCUUCGGAAAGGACAAGACCAAGGAGAAGCAGGAUGAGUCCACGCCGAAACCCAAGCCCAAGCCUGCCGAGGGCGAGAAGCAGAAGGCCCGCUCUGCUCAUGCCUAUCAGUUUGGUAAUACUAUUAUCGUUGAGGACGAGGAUGGUGAGGUGAUUAAGAAAUACACGAUCCCAUCUGGCGACAAGCCCGUCAAGCCCAAGCCCAAGCCUGAGGAGCCACAGCCUGGAAAGGACCAAGCACCUAUCCGUGCAGGCUUGAAGCGCAUGGGUACCUGGUUCGGCAUGGAAGAGGAGGGCGAGUCCUCGCAAGCCGGUCAGAAGAAGCCCGCACCUCGCACCGAGACUGACGAUUGGGCCACCGAUGACGGUCUGCGCUUCACUCUUGCUCAGAGCAUGGAGGUCGACUCCCAAGGCAUCGGCCACAAGGGUCGCCGCAUGACCAAGCACGAGUUCUUCCAGCAAAUCAAGGGUCUGGACGCCAAGGCUCGCCGCGAUGUAGUGCAACAAACCGACGCCCCUGCCCCCGUCAAAGAAGCCGCCCGCGAAGACGUCAAGCAAACUGAAAAGCAAGAACGUCGUCUCUCUGCCGCUGCAGCAUCCGCCGCCGCCGGUGCAAUCCCCGAGGAAGACGAAGGUCUCGUCUCUGAAUCCGUCACCGACAGCGAGGUCACCGACGAGGGCGAGUCAGCCGACGAACUCGGCCAACCCGGACCCAACGUCGCCACAUCGCUGGCCAAAUUCACCCGGGGAAGUUCCGCGCAAGAACGCCGCAGCAAUCUCAGUCCCGUGCCACGCACUCGCGAUCGUCACCGCCGUGACUCGGACGAUGAUGGCACCGAGCGUAUCCCACCCUCACGUCUGCGUCGAGAAGCCGGUCUAGCCGUGCCACCACGCCAAGCUGACGACGAUACGGGCGAGACCCCCGCCGAACGACGUCGUCGUCUCGCUGCACUGGGCGAGAUUCACAACGACGACUCUUCCGACUCGGAAGCCGAGGAAGACGCUGCCAUUGCAGAAUCUGAUAGCGAGGAUAACGGCGAGCCUCGCCAGCCACAGGGUAAAGUGCAAUUCGCAGAUGCGGCCAGACCCUCUGAGCAAUCCAGUCCCAGCGAGCAGCAAUCGUCCUCAUCUGGCUCCGGCUCCGGCAAAUUCACACCAGGCCACCGACCCCGCAUCUCAUGGGGCGGCGAGAGGCGUGAUCACUAA
Molecule: messenger RNA, 3267 nt
Organism: Penicillium cataractarum
Lineage: Eukaryota; Fungi; Ascomycota; Eurotiomycetes; Eurotiales; Aspergillaceae
Product: Na+/H+ antiporter Nha1
Exons: 1
Coding region: 1-3267 (1088 amino acids)
Biological process (GO): proton export across plasma membrane; sodium ion export across plasma membrane; intracellular potassium ion homeostasis
Cellular component (GO): plasma membrane
Molecular function (GO): sodium:proton antiporter activity
Source: RefSeq, a predicted model, not a curated record